Messenger RNA from Silurus meridionalis, 2827 nucleotides. It is a transcript of the gene dapk2b, whose product is annotated as death-associated protein kinase 2b. The transcript has 12 exons. Lineage: Eukaryota; Metazoa; Chordata; Actinopteri; Siluriformes; Siluridae. Gene Ontology annotation, cellular component: cytoplasm; nucleus. Gene Ontology annotation, biological process: protein phosphorylation; intracellular signal transduction; positive regulation of apoptotic process. Gene Ontology annotation, molecular function: protein serine/threonine kinase activity; ATP binding. Bases 222 to 1331 code for a protein of 369 amino acids. The record is from RefSeq and is a predicted model, not a curated record.
CAGUCACUCGGUAAAGAAGCGCGAGCGGCGCGUCUACGGCGCAACCGGGAGCGGAGUUCACAACUGCGCAUAGUAUACUAUCACCGAAACAGAAAAACAGAGGGGAAAAAGUGCACAGAGUAAAGAAUAAAGCAAUUUGUUCCUGCAGUGACUGGUGAAAACUGACUGGAGCUGAAGGCCCAUUUCUGUGCACAAAUUUUAUGAAGAGUUAAUUGUCAUCAAUGAGGACACUGAGCAUGGCUGUGUUCAAGCAACAUAAAGUGGAGGAUAUCUAUGAACUUGAAGAGGAGCUUGGAAGUGGGCAGUUUGCUAUAGUGAAGCGAUGCAAGGAAAAGAUUACGGGUACUGAGUAUGCAGCAAAGUUUAUAAAGAAGCGCCAAAGUAAAUCAAGCAGAAGAGGAGUACGGCGAGAAGAGAUUGAAAGGGAGGUCAACAUUCUACAGCAGCUCCAGCACCCCAACAUCAUCUCACUGCACGACGUCUACGAGAACCGUACCGACGUGGUACUCAUCCUGGAACUGGUAUCUGGAGGAGAGCUCUUUGACUUCCUGGCCCAAAAGGAAUCCCUGAGUGAAGAGGAAGCCACUGAAUUUCUUAAACAGAUUCUUAAUGGGGUCCACUACCUGCACGCCAAAAAAAUAGCACAUUUUGAUUUGAAGCCUGAGAAUAUUAUGCUUUUAGACAAAAAUGUCCCACUGCCACGGAUCAAAAUUAUUGACUUUGGAUUGGCACAUAAAAUUGAAGAUGGGGUUGAAUUCAAAGAUAUUUUUGGGACACCAGAAUUUGUUGCUCCAGAGAUAGUCAACUAUGAGCCUCUGGGAUUACCAGCAGACAUGUGGAGUAUUGGUGUCAUCACAUAUAUUCUACUGAGCGGUGCUUCCCCAUUUCUGGGCGAGUCUAAACAAGAGACACUGGCAAACAUUUCAGCUGUGAGCUACGAAUUUGACGAGGAAUUCUUCAGCAGCACUAGCGAGCUGGCAAAGAGCUUUAUUAGGCAGCUUUUGACUAAAGACACAAGAAAGAGGCUCACAAUAGAAGGUGCUCUCAACCACUCAUGGAUAAAGCCUAAGGACUCUAAACAAGCUCUGGUGCGCAGACUGUCUGUGGUCAACAUUGAGAAUUUUAGACGACAGUAUGCUCGCCGCAGGUGGAAGUUCUCCUUUAGGAUUGUAGCCUUGUGUAACCAUUUGACACGUAUGAUGAAGAAACCACAGCAGGAAAGUCCAAAAGAGCUCCAAGAUGACCUUUUUGCAAGGGAUUGUGAGAGCGAUCAGGAAGAGGAAGUAUCACAAAGAAGACUCAGGACAAGAAAGAGAAGCAGCACCUCCUGAGGCUUCACAGGUUUCUUGAGCACAAAAAAACACAUCUGCUGCAGGCAGUAAGACCUCAGUCUCAAAUGCACACUGGUGUGAAAGGGUCCAGGAUAUGUCUUUUACAGAUAGCUACCCCAAAAAAGACAGAGAGACUGAGCCAUGGUUAGUGUACAUAUCCCCUGGACACAUUAAAUACAUACAGUGAUGUAUAACAAUCUAGUGAGUGCCAAUACUGUGAUAUUAAAAAAGUGUUUUUAAAGCUGCAAUUAAUUAAUGCCCUUAUGGUGUAGAAUAGAUUUUUUACAUAUGCUUAUAAAGCCUUUGAGUGCAAUGUCAACCUGGAAAGUGUCUUCAGUUCUCUGAAAUUCUCAUUUUUAUAAGUGCUAGUUCUAGUCUCCUGUUUUACAUGAUCCUGUUGUUUGAUAUGUGCUAUGAUUUUUUGCAUACAAACUGCCAUGCUGUUUUAAGCCAAAGCUACCAUCCUGUAACUUACUAUUAAACCUAAUUAAUAUUUCCAAUAGUAAAUAUUUUAAGCAAAUGUAAUGCAAAUGUCUGUAGCAUAUAUAUAUGUAUGUAUAUAUACGUUAUAUGUAUGUACUUUAUAUAUAUGUUUUUUUUUUAUGCAUGCAUAAAUUAAACUUCAGUUGAGCUGGUGAGGGAAAAAUCAGCCACAAGAGUGAAUUUUCUCAUAUAUAUUGUAAAGUUAAAAGUCAUUGAACAAGAUUUGUCAGCCAUGGCUUGCUGCGAUGUUUUUUAAAAGGAUAUAGACUUGAAUUGCCAUACAAUUAAUUGCUUUAAUGACAAUUUUAUACAUAUUCUUAGAAUCAGGGAAAAUGUGCUACCUCCGAACACAGUUCGAGGAAAAAUGCGCACACUGGUAUAGACUUGUGGAGUAUUUCGGAAUCUGCUUUUAGUCAUGUAUUUGUACUGGAAAAAUGGUACUCCCACCCUUUACCAGUGCACUAACUUUGUUGUUGUAACACCUGUUGUAACACCUGUUGUUUUAAUAAGGCAUAUUACACAUGCUGCACAAUUUUUUUUUGCUUAAACAUGCUGCUGUUCUGGGAAUGUGGUGCUAUAUGGUUUAUUUAGAGAUAAAGUGUAGUUAUUUGAAGAAAAAAGUAAGUACCAUUCUUAAUUCAUCAAACAAGCAAACUCAUAAACUGCUUUCUCAGUACAGUAUCUCACUGAUCCUUGGACCUGGAAAUAUGGGAUUGGUUCUGUGUAUUUGGCCGCUGUAUUAAGCAAGAAUGAUUGACUGCAGUUUGAAGACCAUUAUAUUAAUAGCCUGCAUGGCCAUGCCUUUACAUUAUUUUAGAUUCAUUUGUUUGAGAACCUGGUGGAGUUGCUGAGGUGUAUUUUUAAGUUUACUUGUGUUUUAUGAUAAACUUUAUGUACUGUCAUUUCCUUUUGAAAGUAGUCUGUGUAAAAUUAAAACUAGUCUAGGACUUAUUCUCAAUGUACAAUGCCUUAUUUUGUAUAAAGGUUAAUAAAUGUUUAAUAUAUUUAUUAUA